Messenger RNA from Peronospora farinosa, 4575 nucleotides. Lineage: Eukaryota; Oomycota; Peronosporomycetes; Peronosporales; Peronosporaceae. The record is from the annotation of a GenBank genome assembly.
AUGGAAGACGAAGAACGACACGUACAGUCAAUGCCACACCAACAUCUAGACCGAGAUCCGUCGCGCUUGACAACGUUCCCAAUGCCCGGAUUCUUGGCCUCUACAUUCCAGGCAUCGAAUGAUGAUGCGGAGAAUGGGGACGAUGCUCAAACUGUUGCUGCGUCUCCAGUCAAGAUACGUCCUCCUCCUAUGUCAACUGGCAAUCAGUAUUGGAUGCCGGACCACCUCUGCAAGGUAUGCUAUGACUGCUCUGCAGCAUUCUCUCUCUUCCGACGUCGUCACCAUUGCCGACUGUGCGGGCAAAUCUUUUGUCACGAGUGCAGCAACCACUUUAUUGAUGGUACACCUCACAGGUUUCCAGGUAUCGUUCGAGUGUGUAAGUUCUGCUUCCAAUUUGCAGACGCAGCUGGUGGGAAGAAGAAGAUAGAUGAAAGCGAACAAAGACUUAACUCGAGCGAAAGUUUGGAUGGAAAUGAGACGUCGAGAAAGUCUUUGUCUGGUCGGUUUGACCGUUUGUCACGCCGGUUGAGUGGGGAAGUUGGCUCUACAAAGCCAUCGCCCCUUAUAUUUGGUCCAUCGGCUGAUCCGAUCGAGGAACCGAUGUUGUCAUUGUCACCUAUCGACUCGAACACAAGUGAUGUUACAGGCUUGGAUCAACUGACGGACGUAGCAUGCCUUACAACCGAGCCUAUCGAUUUAUGUGAGGAAUCUGAUAGCGUCGAUACUCGCCGGAAUUUCCGCCCACAAGUACGAACUAGAAUACGACAUUCUAGCGCAGAAUUGCUGGGUGCAAUCGAAAAUGGUAGACUGGACACAGAAGUGUUGGCUUUUCACAAUUGGGUAAAGAAUGUUUCGGCUGACAACGAGGUCUCAACUGUUUCGGAAAAGACGGCGAGGGAAAUCAAUACCCGUAACGGUAAUAACCUUUACACACAGCGAGACAUCGCGUUAGAUAAACAUAUGCAAAGGGCUCACAAGCAAAUUCGUGACGGCAUUCAGCAUUUUGCAUCAUCCGUCGCGAAUAGUUUGCCAGAGUCUGAAUUCAUUGGUCUGGAUUAUUUGGUGAAAACCUUGGAAGACAUUGCAUUUGUUGUGACGGGACAUUUGCUUUUCAGUAUGAAUUUUCGCACUAUUAGUGGUUUCAACUACGCACAUCUCGUGAAAGUGAAAAGCAUUGCAGUCGGAGCGACUGUGCAGACAAACAAGAAGGAGCCGAGCUACAGUUUCAAAUGGCUUGCUGGCACUCUACGAUCGCUCGAACGGCAUUGGGCGAAUGAGCUCAUUAGACACGUUGAUGGAGCAGGAAAAAAUUACAUGGCCAUUUUGGUAGAAAAGAUAUCGGCAUUAGAGCCCGAUGUGAUUUUUGUGGAAAAAACUGUGUCAAGGCAUGCUCAAGAGCUGUUAUGUGAACGCCGGAUAUCGAUCGUGCUUAAUGUCAAGAGUGAAUUAUUACACCGAAUUGCUCGCCAUACUGGAGCUGAGGUCUUAACAUCCGUAGAUCAUGUGGAUAAAGCGGAUCCUGCACAAGUCAUCGGCAGCUGCCGUUCAUUCACGGCACCUGCAGGUGUGUUCCUGAAAGCACCUGCGGUUCCAAGCCGUUUGCGAACGGACACUUACCUGUACUUAGACGGAUGUGAUCCGCUAAACGGUUGCACAGUGUUAAUUACUGGGCCAUCAAAGCAGACAUUACGUCUACUAAAGCAGCUGACCCGAGCCGUGCUAUCGAUGACAUAUCAAUUGCUUUUAGAGGCUCACGUUUUAUCCGAUCUUAACUUGAACAAUGAUAUGUCAUUCAGCGAAAAUGCAGCGCUUACUGAUGAGCAACGUACUACCUGGUGUACAACAUCCACUUUACGUGUUCGUGAUCCUGGAUCUCCGAACCCUCAUUACCAUCAAUGCGUCGAAGCCAAGCAUCUUCGCAUUACAGCCUGCUCGGAUGACGAUGUAUCGUUUGGCAACUUUCUUAACCAAGAAUUGGCAGCCCUCUCCCUAAAAUGUCAAAGUGUCAAAUGCAACUAUUUAAUGGCAGAUCACGUUCAUUCGUUUAGUUGCCGGAUGGGAACGAUAACAAUUUCAUUCGAAGAACUGCCGGACCAAAACAAACAGCCGUUAUCGUUGUCAGUAAGUAAUGUGAGCGACGUUGGGGGCACGGAUAAAUCGUUCUGCUCGAUGAGCGAGCUCUCACUAUCAAUGCGUUCCGAAAGAAACACCAACAUGCGUGCGAUAAUGACGCCAGAAUCCGUUCUUCAUACAUCCGGGAAUGAUGACGAAACUGUGAUAUCGGUGGAGAACGGAUAUCCUACAGUGAUAUUUUGGCGAUGGUGUCGUGGAUGUAAUGGUGUGAUUACACCUUUUAUGCCGUUGGAAAAGUACAUUUACAAGUACUCGUUUGCCAGAUUCUUGGAAGUCCUCUUUUCGGAAGCAGAACGAUCUGUGCUACCGAAUUCAUCAAGCACAACGUGUACGCACGUCUCGAUGGAGUCACACGUGCUUUUCUUGAAUAUUGGUAAGUCCGUGGCACGCUUUGAUUUCUCAAAGCAGGUCUCGCUUCGUCUUAGCCAUUCAGAGUUGAAGCGCAGCAAUGACCAUCGUCAGUUAUGUAUCAAAAUGGAGCAGGCGGUUUUGAAGAAGGAAGUUACGGCUCGUCUUGAAAUCUUAAAAGGGCUCCUGAGGUCACUUAUUAGUACUUUUACGGAGAAAGUCCAGGGAAUCAAUCAGGCAGUGGAAGCUUUUGAACGUACGGAUAAGGGUUACCACGCUCGUAUCAUCCUUGAAGUCAUGUGCAUUUCUAAAAUGGUAAAAAGCGGUGACGCCAUUUUUUCCCACCAAAUGGCGCGAAUUGGUGAGAAAACAGUGGACAGUUUGGAACUUUGUGAUAUUACUCAAGCGCUGAGAAUUUGUGAUGUUACUCAGCGUGCUUUGUACUUACUAGCAUGCAAAUGGGUUGCCUGCAUGCUGCACCUUCGCAAGUUGAUUAAGAAACAUCUUUCGACGGAUACGGCUCCACCAUCUCCAAAUAGUAGCUCUUUUACUCUUCGAGGCAUUAAGUUUCAUCCUGCUAUUUCUUUGUCGCCCAUUACAUCUUCACGGGUCGUAGAAGAAUCAACCCUCGCACCAAGCAUCAUUGUGACAGAGUCCGACUGGAGUAAAGAUACUGAACAACUGCCUCGACACCGAAGUAAUGGAGCUUUGAGUUCUGAGUCUGAGUCGAGCAUGGAAAAGGUGCUGGCAUCUUCAACAACUAUUGCUAGCAUUGAAUUAUUCAAGAGACCAUCAUUACCAUUCCCUGUCGUUGUCAACAGUAAUGGAGAUGGAAAAGAGGGCCCGCGGAAUGGAUGGAAGGAAGCUUUGUGGGACCUUUACCGCGUUCUCGGACGAAGUGAACCAGGAAAUGACUUCACGAUUGACCUUCCUGAAGCACUGACUGCUGGCCACCCGAGUCUUCAUCAUCGUUCAAAAUCUCGAGUGGUCCUGGUUGACGAGGCAAAACCAAUUACAAGCGUUGCUUACGCCUUAUCGACAGAUUCGUAUGAAGAAGAGAUGGACGGAUGGAAACUACGUGUUCAUAACGAAGCAGUCGAGUCAGUUGGUUUGCAAAAGCAAAAACGGGACGAUGCAAGCGCGAUUGGAAUGCCGCUGCACUUAUCACUCCUUUCAGGCAAAUCAGCGUCAAUGUUGUCCAACACGUGCUGGGAGCUAUCAACCGUUGCGUACUUCCCGCUCCAGUUUGAGGUCUUGCGCGAACUAUUCUAUGGUAGUCUUCAGAGAUACGUGUUUUCAAUAUCUCAUGUGGCAAGCUGGGACGCAAAUGGUGGUAAAUCGGGUGCCUCGUUUUACCGAACGUUAGAUGACCGCUUUGUUGUUAAACACAUUUCAUCAACUGAAAUGCAGAGCUUCCUGGGCUGUCUUGCUGGGUACUUCAAAUAUAUGGCAAGCAUUUACUUUGACGGCCGGGCAAGCAUAUUGUCAAAGACCGUUGGACUCUACCAGACAACCACAAUCCGAAAAGAUACUGGGCAGAAGAUGGUACACUACAUCUGCGUCAUGGAAAACGUGUUCUACCAAAAGCAGCUUACACGAACCUAUGAUCUCAAAGGAAGUUCUCGGAACCGAUUUGUUGGACCACAAUCGACCUCAGAAGUUCUUCAAAAUGGCAACCGUGUUCUUCUUGAUGGUAACUUCUUAGAGUUCACCAAAGGUCAUCCUUUGGGCAUACUCGCAGAGGAUCAUCGUUUGAUACUAAAAGCGGUGAAGAAUGAUACUGCAUUUCUCUGCUCUAUCAACAUCGUGGACUACUCGAUGGUUGUGGGGCUAAGCUAUCCACAUGACGAUACUGGAGACCAGAUGGAGAGCCCGUCGGAAAUGACUGUUGGCAUCGUUGACUACCUACGUCAAUUUGAUUUAAUAAAGCGUGUGGAGAGUGUUGGCAAGUCUGUCGGUAUGAUUGCUGGACAAUCUUCUCCCACAAUCAUUGAGCCAGGUCUUUAUGGAAAACGAUUUCAAGACGCCAUACGCCGGUACUUUAUGCCCGUAACUCCAAUCUCGUCCGGCACCAAUGACGAUAUCGAAGACUAA